Messenger RNA from Sclerotinia trifoliorum, 1102 nucleotides. The record is from the annotation of a GenBank genome assembly. NCBI's taxonomy places the organism in Eukaryota, Fungi, Ascomycota, Leotiomycetes, Helotiales, Sclerotiniaceae.
UUAACUACUACAAGAUUCAAGUAUAAAUUAUUCCAAAUAAUUGUUAGAACUGUUUUCUGAUAAUUAACAUCAAAUAAGCUUCCUAUCCUUCAACUCCAACUUCAACUUCAGCUUUCCAACCUUUCAACCUUUUGUGUGCAUAAUUCGACAUGGAUACCUCAGUGUGCACCAUGAUUUGCAGCAAAUGGAAUAUGUCCGUGGAAUCGGUGAUACGUAAUGAAGAAGAGAGCUAUAUAGCUGUACUCAAAGGGGAGGAAAAACGACUGUUGAAACUCAGUGUUUAUGGCGAUACCGAUAACGAAGUCAGAGUGAUGAGGUCGGUUCCUUCGUCUGUACCUAUCCCAAAAGUGUAUGACCACGGGAAAGAAAACGAAAUUCGAUAUUUGCUCAUGGAAUACAUUGAGGAUUCCAUCCCCAUGUCAGACUUAAAUCGAUUGCCCCCUCCUCAUCUGAUGAAAUCCAUCAAAAAAUACAUCAAGGCAAUCAGGUCGGUGACCAUGGAUUAUGAGCAUGGAAGCUCACAUGGCCUCUAUUUGGAUGUUUGUGGGUUUGAUAGUCUGGGGUAUGCGAGCGCAGAUGAGUUUAUACAAAAGAGGAUGGAGGGUUUGGAGCUGCCGCAUGAUCCAUCAUUCAAGUUUAAGGAGGACAAACUUGUAUUGUCUCAUUGCGAUUUGUGGCCCAGAAAUGUAUUGGUGACAAAGGAUGGAUCCAAGAUUCUCUCCAUAAUAGAUUGGGAGAUGGCAGGAUAUUAUCCAAGCUUCUAUGAGCAUAGCGCAUACUUGUUUGCCGCCAGGAGCCAGGACCUCUAUUCAGAUCCAUUUAUCAGACAGUGGAUGAAGUUGUUUGCCACACCAGACACACGUCGUGUCAAACCAUACGAAAAUCGCAUAUAUAAUGCAGUCGUGGCAGGUUGGAAAGCUGCCCGAUCAGAGCAGACCACAUAGCUGUCCCCCUCUCCGUGGACUCUUGCACAGAUAUGUCUCCGGCAAACGGCAAGCAGAAGGCGACGGAGAAGAAGAAUAAUUUGGAGAAGAAGUCAAAUGAGUCAAAAUCUGGUGGGGAAUCUAGCAAAAAUGAAGAGAAGCCCGAAUCUGGAAAGGAG